Molecule: messenger RNA, 2469 nt
Organism: Megalops cyprinoides (Indo-Pacific tarpon)
Lineage: Eukaryota; Metazoa; Chordata; Actinopteri; Elopiformes; Megalopidae
Gene: agtr1a
Product: angiotensin II receptor, type 1a
Exons: 2
Coding region: 249-1319 (356 amino acids)
Biological process (GO): regulation of vasoconstriction; immune response; G protein-coupled receptor signaling pathway
Cellular component (GO): membrane
Molecular function (GO): angiotensin type II receptor activity
Source: RefSeq, a predicted model, not a curated record
GUGUGUGUGUGUGUGUGUGUGUGUGCGUGCGCGCGCGCGCGCGCGCGUGUGUGUGAGCGCACGUGUGUCCGACCGUAUCGCUGCAGCUUGGCCAGCUCGGGUUCAUUCAUCACCGGAGGGCUGGAGACUGACCUCUUUUUUGCCACCUCUCCUUCCGAAACAUCAUCUGACCGCCACUUCUUACCCUGAGGACUCUAUGGGCAGCUGCUGGUCUGCUUAGAGCAGCUGGUUCCUCUUCACAGCACAGGAUGGAGAGCCCAAAACCAGAGGGGAUCAAUUUAACAUGCAACAUGUCCGGCAGCCACAGCUUCAUUUUUACCCUUAUCCCUAUCGUCUAUAGCUUCAACUUCGUCAUCGGCAUAGUGGGCAACAGCAUGGUGGUGGCCGUCAUCUACAGCUACAUGAAGCUGAAGACGGUGGCCAACAUCUUCGUCCUGAACCUGGCGCUCUCCGACCUCACGUUCCUGAUCACGCUGCCCAUGUGGGCCACUGUCACCGCGCUGCACUACCACUGGCCCUUCGGCAGCUUCCUGUGCAAGGCCAGCGCCGGGCUGACCACCUUCAACCUGUACACCAGCGUCUUCUUCCUCACCUCGCUGAGCAUCGACCGCUACCUAGCCAUCGUGCACCCGGUGCGCUCGCGGCCGCACCGCACGGUGGUGUGCGCGCGCAACACCUGCAUCUUCAUCUGGACCUUCGCCUUCCUGCUGAGCCUGCCCACGGUGCUGACGCGUAACGUCUUCCCCAUCAGCCACACCAACAUCACCGUGUGCGCCACGCUAGACAGCAAGGAGUACAAACCCACUCUGGUGGCUAUCAGCCUGAUAAAGAGCGUGCUGGGCUUCCUGGCGCCGCUCGCCAUCAUCCUCACCUGCUACUGCCUGAUCGGCCGCUCGCUGGUGGGCGCCCGCCGGCUCCAGUGGGGCCACUCCCACGACGAGGUGCUGUGGAUGCUGGCCGCCGUGGUGCUGGCCUUCUUCCUCUGCUGGACGCCGCACCAGGUGUUCCAUGUGAUGAACGCGCUGGCGCAGCUGCAGGUGAUCAGCAGCUGCCGGGCGCUGGAUGUCAUCGACACGGCCAUGCCUUUCACCAUCUGCGUGGCCUUCCUCAACAGCUGCAUGAACCCCAUCCUCUACGCCUUUGUGGGCAACAACUUCCGCCGGAACCUUCUGCGUCUGCUACGCUGUGAGCCGCCAGCCCAGCGUGCCGUCCAGUCGCACGCCAGCCUCACCACCAAGAUGAGCACGCUCUCCUACCGCGCCUCCGAGACGCUGUGCCUCGCCGCUGGCAAGGCGGGCGCCGUGCCCGAUGCCACGUGAGCCGGUCUCCGCGCCGACGCCCCUCCUUCACCCCCCUAACACCCCCACCCCCCACCCCCAGCGGCAAGGCAGGAGGGCGUGUCCUGCUGAAAAUGAUACGUCUGCUUUCAAGCCUCUUCAAGCUCUCCCUGGAGGAAUUUCAGGAAAACCUGGUUGGAUAUCAGAUAUUCUUUGGUCUCAAGGAGGGCUGUGAAAAGCACCAAAGUCUAUGAUUUCCUUUGAUUUUGUGACUUAUAGUCCACUAGCAUCUGCCAUGUGCCUUAACAUUUUACUUCCAUGUAUUUCAUUUUUGUUUACCUUCCAUAAACCUCAGUUAUAUUGGUAUAGCAAGAAUAAAUCAUGAUAUUUAUUGAUCUUUACUUGGUCUGUCAGAUGCUCUGUGCAGCACAGACUUAUUAAAAAUAAUAUAUUAAAUGUAAAGAUUUGAUGAUUUUUAUGAAAGAAAAUGAAAUUGAUAAAGCACUAAAAAUCUUUCAUUUGCUGCCUAAAAUUGGAUCAUCUUGAGGGAGCCCUAGACUUGAUCAAACAGCGAUGUGCUUUUUCCUAAGAUAAGUGUACUGAAAUGAAAAAUGUGUUUUUUUCCCACUUCAUACACUGAAAUUAUUUCAUUUAAUUCCAGCCCCUGCCAAAAUCAUGGUGUUUUGUAAGUAUUAAAAGUAGUCACAUAUGCUUGAAUUCAUCUUAUAUGUUAAGGACAUUGCAUGUUGCUGUUAGAUGAAAUUAAUGGUGGCUUCUUUCACAAACACUACAUCUUGAUUAGCCUCAUACCUAAACCAUUUGGUCUGCAGCAUGCAGUUUGUUGUAACACCAUAUCUGCCUUUGUGUGUUGUAGCUAUAUGUCUCCAACAUCACUAAGUUCCAAACUGAUAUAAAUCUCCUCCGCUUCAAGGUUUACAUUCAGGAGGCUUAAAACUACUUCAUUUUGCAUAUAACAGUAUAUACUUGGUAUUUCAGUACAAUUACAUUUGGUUAAUUAUAUGUUUGGGAUGUCAUUUUAGACUGAAUGUGGAAUUGAGCGAUAUACUUUCAUCCAUGCAUGCAGAUGCACAUGGAAUCACUAUUUUGCUGCAGAGAAAUCUCGUCAUGUGUUAUAUUACUCAUUUAGCAAAGCAUUAGAAUACCUUUUUUAAAAUGCAUUUUUUUUUUGUUU